UCCCCCCUACGUCCCUGCUCUCUUGCAUUUACGCUUGUUCUAAAGAGAGGAAAAAAAAAAACCUAUUAACGAGUGAUGUAUGUGUCAACUCUCCCUGUUGUCUCUCUGUUAACGAAAAGAGACGGGCUUUGAUUCAAACUGAAGUCGGAGCAUCAGAAAGGUAUGAUCUUUUGGUGUUUUUGGUGUUCGAUUUCAAUAACUUGGAAUGUUUAUUGCACGAAUAAUAGGUUUUUAAUCAUAGAGCUUGUUCCAUGUAUCUCUACUGGUUGGAGAUCCUGCUUAGAUGUCACAGUCUAUGCGUAGUAGCGUCAGACCCGCUCACUACAUUUUCAAGCGCUUCUGCUCACACUCGCCUUCUAACUACCUUAACUGUCAAUUCACUUCCUUGCUGUCCAACCCAGCCCCAUCUAAUCUACAAGCCCUUCUUCAAUUUCAUGCCCUUAUUAUCACAACUGGGAACUCUAGCAACCCCUUCAUUGCGUCAAAGCUCAUCUCUUUUUACACUCUUUUCAAGAGGCCCAAUUCGAGCAGCAGAGUGUUUGAUUCAGUUUCUUGCAAAGACGCGUUUCUUUGGAACUCAGUUAUCCAAUCCCACUUCUCCAACGGUAAUUACGAGCAAGCCUUCGAUUUUUUUGAGAGAAUGCGGUUAUGUGAUACCCUCCCCAGCGAUUUUACCAUUCCUAUGGUUGUUUCUGCGUGUGCGGAGCUAAUGUCGCUAGGAUGUGGGAGAUAUAUUCAUGGGUUGGCUUUGAAAUGUGGCCUUUUCUAUGUGAAUUCUGCACUGGGGUCUUCCUUUGUAUAUAUGUAUUCAAAAUGUGAGCGAAUGGGAGAUGCAUCCCAUGUGUUUGGUGAAAUGACAGUGAGAGAUGUGGUUGCUUGGACUGCGCUUGUGAUUGGGUAUGUGCAAAAUGGGGAAAGUGAGAAAGGGUUUAAUUGUUUUUGUGAGAUGCAUAGAAUUGGUGGAGAUGAUGAGAGGCCAAACUUCAGGACCAUAGAAGGUGGGAUUCAGUCAUGUGGGAAUAUGGGUGCUUUGAUUGAGGGUAUGUGUCUACAUGGUUUGGUUGUGAAAACUGGACUUGGUUGUUCUGAAGUUGUUCAAUCUUCGCUUUUGACCAUGUAUUCUAAGUGUGGAGAAUGCAAUGACACUCACCUUGCGUUUUGUGAAGUUAUUGAUAAGGAUAUUCUCUCAUGGACAUCAAUUAUCAGUGUUUAUGCCAGAUUUGGGUUAAUGGAUGAUUGCAUAAGUUUCUUUUGGGAAAUGCAAAUAGAUGGUAUACUUCCGGAUGAAAUUAUGAUCAGUUGCAUGCUUGCAGGUUUUGGGAAUUUCAUGGGUGUCUCCGAAGGUAAGGCCUUUCAUGGAUUAAUUGUAAGGAGGAAUUAUGUGCUAGACCAAAAGGUUUGUAAUGCAUUAAUAUCCAUGUACUGCAAGUUUGAAUGUUUAGCCCUGGCAGAAAAGCUUUUUGAUAGAGAACAUAAAUGCAACAAUGAGUCUUGGAACACCAUGAUCUUUGGCUACUGCAAGGUUGGGGCAAAAUCAAAAUGUAUUGAACUGUUCAGGGAUAUGCAAAAUCUAGGCCUUAAACCCGAUCUAAACUGCAUGAUCUCUGUGAUUACUUCGUGUUCUCAUUUGGGACUGAUCCAAUUAGGCCGAUUGCUUCAUUGCUAUUUAGUUAAAAAUUCUAUGGAUGAUGAUGUGUCAAUCACAAGUUUACUUAUCGACAUGUAUGGAAGAAAUGAUUAUUUGGCUGUUGCACGGAGUAUAUUUUUUAGGAAACAGAGAGAUAUUGUAACAUGGAACACAAUGCUUUCACUGUAUAUUCACAAUGGGUGCCCUAUCAAGGCUGUUGCCCUUUUUGAUGAAAUGAUUUUGGAGAACUUGAAACCCAAUUCUGCUACAUUGGUGACUGUGGUUUCAGCUUGCUCACAUCUGGCAAGUCUGGAUAAAGGGGAAAGGGUUCACAAUUACAUUAAGGAAGAAGGGAUCGAGCUUAAUAAAUCUGUUGCCACUGCAUUAAUCGAUAUGUAUGCAAAGUGCGGGAAGCUUGAGAAUUCGAGAGAAUUGUUCAAUUCAAUCAAGGAAAGGGACGUAAUAACUUGGAAUGUGAUGAUCUCAGGUUAUGGAAUGCAUGGAGACGCAAAAUCAGCAAUAGAGAUCUUCGAAGAAAUGGAGAGAUCGAAAGUCAAACCAAAUAAUCUGACCUUUCUUCCUCUUCUCUCUGCUUGUGCUCAUGUAGGGCUUGUUGAAGAAGGGAAGUAUCUGUUUGAUAGGAUGCUACAUUAUUCCGUUACACCCAAUUUAAAACAUUAUGCUUGUAUGGUAGAUCUUCUAGGCAGAUCAGGAAAUCUUCAGGAAGCUGAAGAGAUGGUUCUCUCAAUGCCCGUCUCUCCUGAUGGAGGUGUGUGGGGAACUUUAUUAAGUGCUUGUAAAACUCAUAAUGACAUUGAAACAGGAGUGAGGAUUGCAAAGCGUGCUAUUGAGUCUGAUCCAGAAAAUGAUGGGUACUAUGUAAUGCUCGCCAACAUGUAUAAUUCCAGUGGUAGGUGGGAGGAGGCAGAAAUGGCUAGAGAUAUGAUGAAGGAAAGGGGUGUUGGGAAGACAGCUGGUUGGAGUGCUGUUUAAUUCUGAGAAAAGCUAUUAGUUUUUGCUAGGUCGUCUCGUUUCAAUUCUCAAAACUCAUUGGGAGCGUUUCGCUAAUUAUUCGAUGAUUGACUACUCCAUGAAGAUGGGAUGCUGUCACAACUUCGUGCUUCAGCCUUCAAAUGACCUAAAAGUGCUAUUCUAGUAAUGUAGCUUGAAGGUUCUGGUGGAGAUGUAGAUGCAGCUUUCCGGUGUGAAGUUGAGAUGAGAUGAAAGAAUGGUUGUUUAAAGCAACAUGUUGCAGAUGAUUGGUUUGGGCACAACACCAACAAUGACCACCACCAAAAUACCACGUCCUUGCUGGGCAAUCAACAGUCAGGUUUUAAGAUAUUGUUCACACACACCAGUUUUUGGUUAGCCUGGACUAAACUUUAUGAAUAUGCAUACACUAGUCCAAGUUUGUACAAAGAGGUGGCUGUUGAAGGAGAUGUCUUGAUAAUCAUUGAUUUGAUUAAUGAUCCUUACUCUUGUUCACUCAACUGUCCGGAGAACAUGCUCUAUUGGGUGGUUCCUCGGUAAAAAGGAGGCAAACGUGUGGGCGCAUAAAGGUAGCUCAAUGGAGUGGCAUAGUCCCUACAAGCUUUCUGCAUUUCUUUUAUCCUUUUCUUGAAGGCACUACUCCUUGUCCCAGACUCAGCUAAGUGGAAUUUGCCUGCUGGGUUUCUAUGUAAUUUUUUUUAUUCAAUAUUUACGUCAGUGUCAACAAUUGCCAUUGAUGUCAUAAGAUUAAA
Molecule: messenger RNA, 3369 nt
Organism: Tripterygium wilfordii
Lineage: Eukaryota; Viridiplantae; Streptophyta; Magnoliopsida; Celastrales; Celastraceae
Product: pentatricopeptide repeat-containing protein At4g39952, mitochondrial
Exons: 2
Coding region: 284-2620 (778 amino acids)
Biological process (GO): RNA modification
Molecular function (GO): RNA binding; protein binding
Source: RefSeq, a predicted model, not a curated record